Messenger RNA from Nematolebias whitei (Rio pearlfish), 569 nucleotides. RefSeq names its product NADH dehydrogenase [ubiquinone] iron-sulfur protein 6, mitochondrial-like. Gene Ontology annotation, biological process: mitochondrial electron transport, NADH to ubiquinone. The transcript has a single exon. The coding region runs from base 116 to 550 and encodes 144 amino acids. Lineage: Eukaryota; Metazoa; Chordata; Actinopteri; Cyprinodontiformes; Rivulidae. The record is from RefSeq and is a predicted model, not a curated record.
UCCUCCUCUUUAGUUUCUUAGAGAUGCUAAAGGCUAGCAAAGCCACGUUAUUGGUUGCUGCAGCUGACUGAGCAGUGAACUAGUCAGUAUGUUCAGUUAGUCUGGCCUUGGACCAAUGGGGGACGGGGGCACAGGUCUGACUUUCCAGGCUGUUGUAAACAUGGCGGCUGCUGUAGGAAGAGCUCUGUCCUUCAGUAGAAAUGUUAAGGAGCUGGUUUCACCUUUGAGGUUUAUUGCGGCACCAGUUCACCGCUACAGUAUAGAGGUUUCAAGUACCGGGGAACCUAUAACUCACACAGGCCAGGUGUUUGAUACAAAUGACACGAGGAGAGUCAGAUUCACUGGGAAGCAGAAAGAGGUGAAUAAGAACUUUGCCAUUAUGCUCGUGGCAGAAGAACCCGUGAGGCACGUUGAGACCAGGGUGGUGUCUUGUGAUGGAGGUGGCGGAGCUCUUGGACACCCCAAAGUUUAUAUAAACUUGGAUAAGGACACUAAAGUGGGCACGUGUGGCUACUGUGGACUGCGGUUCCAGCAGAAGCAUCAUCACUGAAACGUUGACACCCCCCCCC